UUUACAUCCUCCGUGGGUCCUUCUUGCUCCAAAAUGCCACUUCUGGUGUUGCCGUAUGAGGCCCCUUGGCGUGGGGUUCAUGUCCACCGCUCACCACUAAAACGACGUGCAUGCCUCCGUGUACAGACCUUUCCAUGCGUGUCAGAUGCACCCAAAUAUCAGUUCCACGCCAGCAAGGACGCAGGAGAAAGGAUAGGGAAGGAGUCAAUGUAUGAAGCAACAAGUGCAGGGCAAGUGCAACCUUUCGGCACCCAAGAUCACAUAUUUUACAAGGCAUUCGUGGGAGUUUGGGGCAUUUCCAGGGGUAGAUUUAUGGCCAUGGUGGUAGUUUAAUCCUUCUUCUGUACCAUGAUACUAAAAAAAACACUCAUGAGGACCAGAUUGAUCUCCUUUUAAGCCUUUGGAAAUAGUUGCUGUGAGGGGUGGAAGCGUCUGAGAGUACCGAGAGUUGCCAACGCGGAGGUGGAAAUGAAGUUUGGAUUAGUGUGAGGCGAGCAAGCUGGUGGUGAGGGGGUAACCCGCAGCGCUCUCUGGACCUUCUUACUGCUGCCCCUCCCCCAGCAACCGAUGCGCUGAAGGCAGUGUACGAGCACCACGCAGCCCCGGCAACAGGCAGCCUAGGCCAAAGAGACUACGUGGAGGGUGUGCUGCGGGAUUGGUGCUGGGCUGAAAAGGUGUUAGGCUGGAGAAGUGAAUGUAGACAGGACAGAGGUGCUGGGAGGGGGCAGGGAGGACUGGCGGCAAGACGAGACUGACUGCAACACCCACAACGUGAACAGCGGUGGGUGGGUGUGUUCGUUGUGCAAGAAGUAAUGGAGCCUCGCCACCAUCGCCUGGACGUGGGUGUGUGCAAGCAGUAAUUCGACCCCUCGAAGCACCGAGUGAGGAAACGAAGAAGCUGGUGACGGGAGGCGGCGAGGAACGUGAGCAGCGGUCAGUCAUUCAGUUAUAGGAGGAGGAACAAGUCACAAUGAUGGAUGAGGAGGAAAGAGUUCGCAUGAGCCACGCCGGGUUGCUUGCACGCAGCGCCGAGGGCCACGCCGCCAAGGGGAUGCGGAUAAAGGAUCAGGAGGACAUGUGGGUGGAGAUCCAGCACCACACCUUCAGGAACUGGGUGAACGUGCAGCUGCGGGACACUGGCAUCAAAGUGGAGGACCUUUCCGAGGACCUGAAGGACGGCCUGGCGCUGGUGACGCUGGUGGAGGUGCUGCAGAAGAGGCGGCUGAGGAAGGUGAAGCGUGUCCUGAAUCAGCACCAGGCCCUCGAGAAUGUGUCCACAGCCCUCAACGCCAUAGCUGACGAUGGCAUCAAGCUCGUCAAUAUCGGCAACGUGGACAUCGUCAAUGGAAACCUCAAGCUCAUCCUCGGCCUCAUAUGGUCCCUCAUCAUGCACUACCAGAUCGGCCAGUCCAAGUUCCCGCCCAAGAAGCUCAUGUUGGCGUGGCUCAAGGCCGUGCUGCCAGACUGCCGCAUCAACAACUUCACCUCAGACUGGAACAGCGGCGUCUACCUCAGCGCCCUCCUCGACUACUGCAAGCCGGGCCUCUUCACCAACUGGAAACACCUCAACCCGCGAAACUCGGUCGAGAAUUGCAAGAACGCCAUGGAGGUCGCGAAGGCAGAGUUUCAGAUCCCGAUGGUGCUGGACCCCGAGAUCCUGGCGUCCCCCUACCUGGAUGACCUCUCCGGCAUGACCUACCUGUCCUAUUUCAUGAAGGAGGGCGCCCCGGGGUACAAGGCGACGCUCAAGUGGGUCCAGAAACAACUCCCCGACAGGAACAUCAAAAACUUCACCACGGACUGGAACGAUGGCACGAACCUGACGACACUGGUGAAGCAACUGGGCGGCCCCAUCCCAGGCUACAAGAAGCUCAGCAACCACCCGUCCAACUGGGAGUCCAACAUUCAGCUCGGUAUCGAUGGUGGCCGCAAGCUAGGGGUGGAGCCCGUACUUGCCGCCUCGGACAUCGCGCGCCCCGACGUGGAGUCCCUCGCCAAUAUGGGCUACAUCGCGUACUACCAGUGGAUCAGGCCGCGGGAGUGCCCCUCAGACACUGUGGUCGUGCAGUGCAACCUCGACAAUGUUCGCGUCAAUAACCCGGUCCCCUUCAAAAUCGAGUUCAUGACCAAGGAGGUGGUGCUAAGCGAGAUCGAGGUGGAAGUGAACGGUCCGUCAGGUCCUGUGAGGGUGGACCUGGACCUGUCUCCCCGCGGCGGCAAGGGUCUCUUCAUCCCUGACCAAGUGGGAAUAUAUGAGCUGAGGGUGCUGAACGAGGGGGAGGUGGUGGAGGGCUGCCCGGUGAAGGUGCGUGCCCUGCCCGACGUCUCCAAGAUCAUGUUUUCAGGCAUUGACCCGUGCGCUCUUGGCUCCAUCGUCGAAGUAGUGAUCAACAGUAAUGGUGCCGGCGGCGGUGACAUCAACGUCACGGCAUACUCGCCCACAAACAGGCCGCUCAUGUGCCCCGUCAAGGAGGAGGACGGCGUGUAUGCCGCCACCUUCCAGCCGGACGAGGCCGGCCAGUGGUCCAUCGCCGUCCGCUAUGACGAGGAGCACAUCCAGGGCUCGCCCUUCACCUGCCACGUCUACGACCCGCAUGCCAUCAGAAUCCUGGAGCUGGACAACGGCCCGUCAUCCAGCCCCAGCAAGCCCUUCACCUUCGUGGUGGACGCAACGCGGUGCGGCUGGGGGGACGCCAAGGUGGACGUGACGCAGGGCGGCCGCUCCCUCCACUCAGAGAGCCUGGAGGUGGACCGAAGCUACUAUGAAGUGACCUUUGUUCCCAGGGAGGCUGCCAAACACAAGAUUUAUGUCUACUUCAAUGGCCACGAGGUGAAAGGUUCCCCCUUCUCUCUGUACCUGGGCAUUGAGAAGCCACCAGAGAGAAAGGAUUCAAAGUCUAAGUCAAAGAAAAAGUCUUCUAACAGAGAAAACAAGGAUCCAAAGUACUCAAAGGAGGUUGUGAAGGAGUACUCGGGCUCAGCUCUGGUCAACUCCCCGAAGCUCCGUUCCUCCGCCAACACCUCGGACUCUGCUUACAAGUCCACUCUCACCAAGACCUAUGAUUCCACAGUCGACAAGAACUAUGAGUCUUCUUAUGGCCAUGACUCUCCAGGGAGGAGCAGAAACUACGAAAAUGUGGUCCACAAGAGUUAUGAUUCUCCCGUCAGUAAGAACACCAACAGCAGCAGCAAGUAUUCAAACUAUGAGUCUUCUGUAGUCAACCGGAGCACUGUGUAUGACUCGUCCGUCACCAGCAACAAGAAGUCCAGCAGCACAUAUGAGUCCGUCCCUCCACCAAAGUUAAACUCCACCCCAAAGAAAGUGACCCUCUACGAUCCUAGCCCUCCACCUAGUCCCUCGAGGCUGGUGGCCCGCCGCAGCAGGAGUCCUGAGGGUCUCACCAACAGCCACCACCGCAGCAGUGCCCUCGACUCCUCCUACAACUCCAGCUUCAACUCCACCUAUGAUUCUUCCUUCAACACAUCAUCCUCUACAGUCAUCAAUACUGGAGUGUCCACCAAGUCCUCCACCUCAGUGUUCACUAAGUCUUCCAGUCCAGGCAGACUUUCCUCGCCUGGCCCUCGCAAGAGUGUCUCCCCUUCCCCUCCACCCCCAAGAGCCCUGCGUGCCACCAGUCCCCCGGAGAUGGCCCGGUCCUCCCCAGCCCGUGCUAUCAGCCCUGUCACGGGUCCACCAGACAACCUGACGGGACUCUCCUCCCCAGCCAAGGUUCUUCAGAUUGCACAGAAUGCUGCCAAAACAUCAGAAGCGAGGCGGCUCAGGAACUUGCCAAUCUCCUCCAAGGCCAGAACCAGGACUUUAAUCAUCAGCAAAGAGGAGAGCUCUGAUGGCAGUGGGACGAUGGACGAGCCUCCCUCCCCUCCCCGCUACUCUGCAGAACAACGGAUGCGCACAAACGAGGAGCGCUACUCCUCCUCCAACGUCAACAUGUCCACCAGCAUGACCACCGCAAACUCCUCCAAUACUUUCAUCAGGAGGAGUGAGGAGACUCAUACCUCAUCGGAGGGGCGUAACACCCCCAGUGGCGGCCGCAGCACCACCACCCUGCUAGGGAUGUCUCCAGUUGGGCGGCGUGGCAGCAUUGAGGCGUCCCCCAGCCCUCACUCCCACCCCAGGCGGCCCCAUGCCCAGGAGUCCACCACAUAUAUCAGCUCCAGCAGUACUUCAGUGGAUGUGGUGGAUGCCGUGAGCCACCGCCUGCAAAGCACUCCACCCAGCACCUCCCGCCACACCACCACCACCACGACCACCACCUCGCACAUCGAUCCCUCCAGAGUGACUGUCAGUGGCCCCGGUGUGAGGCUGGUGGCUGUCAGCUCUCAGGCAGAGUUCACUGUCAGCAACCCCCAACCUCUGCGUCAGGAGGAGGUGAACGUCAAGAUAACAGGCCCAGGAAGACGCUCGGUACCAGCUUGGACGGACGAUGCAGGUGGCGGCGAAGUGAUGGUGGGCUUCACGCCAUACGAGGUGGGCGAGUACUUGGUGGAGGUGCAGGUGGAUGGCUCUAGGGUUCCUGGCAGCCCCUUCAGGUGUUACGUGUACGACUCCCAAGAGAUCCGUGUGGGCGCCAUUCCCAACGGGGUGGUGGGCAGACCAGUCGAGUUUGAGAUUGAUGGGUCGUCGGCCGGCUCAGGUAACUUGGAGAUCCUCGUGAACGGCGGGCACGUCACCUCCUACGUGCGGAACCUCGGCCAACAGCGCUUCCUCGCCUCCUUCGUGCCUCACUCCGCCAUCAGACACGUGGUGGAGAUGCGCUUCAACGGGGAGAAGGUGCCGGGGUCGCCUUGGACGGUGGAGGUGAUGGAGGGCAGCGGCACGCGCGUCGCCGUGCUCGGGGACACCAUCAAGCACUUCCCGGCCGGCCAGCUCUCCGCCUUUGACAUCUCGGCCGCCAAUGUGUCCAAGGAAGACAUCCAGGUCCACAUCGUCAGUCCCGCCAAGCGCCCCGUGUCCUACCAGCUGACGGAGAGCGGCGAGAAUGUGUACCGCGUGGCCUUCGUGACCACGGAGGUGGGCUCCUACGUGGUGGACGUGGCGGUGGCGGGCCAGAAGGUGCAGGGCUCGCCCUUCAUCGCCAAGGCCUACGACGCUGGCCUCAUCAGGGUGUCCGAUGUGCCCAACGGCGUGGUGGGACAACCCUGCCAGUUCAGAGUGGACGCGUCCCAGGCCGGCGAGGGGCAGCUGGAGAUCAGCAUCAACGACGGCGAGGUGCCCAACCACGUGCAGGUGCUGGGUGGCGGCCGCUGCCUUGUCUCCUUCACCCCAGACACCGCCAAGGUCCACACCAUUGACAUAAAGUUCAACGGUGAGACCGUGCGUGGGUGUCCCUUUGUGUGCCGUGUGGCGGACACCUCCCGCGUGAGCCUGACACUGCGUCACCUGGAGCUCAUCCCUGUGUCCAAGCCGGCAGCCUUCAACAUCUCUGUGGACGGGGGAGGAUCAGCUGAACUCACUGUCACUGUCAGGACACCAAGCCACACCACCCUGCCAGUGCGUGUGUCUGGCAGCGUCCGGGCUGGCUUCAUUGCUGAGUUCACACCGGUGGAGGUGGGCGCCCACACCAUCAUCGUCAACUACAACGAAUCAGCUGUGUCUGGCACGCCCUUCACCUGCAAGGUUUAUGAUGCCGCCAAGGUUGGAGUGUCCCACCUACCCCGGGGAGCCAUUGGGAAAAGCCUCCAGUUUGUGGUGGAUGCAUCAGAGGCUGGAGAAGGUAACCUGGAGAUCAGCAUCAGUGCAGCAGGCAGGAACAUCCCAACCCAGGUGCACCCACAGGGCUCAGCAAGGUUUGCAGUGUCUUUUGUUCCCCUGGAGGCCAUUGACCACUCCAUCAACAUAUCCUUCAACAAGGAACCUGUGCAAGGCUCCCCAUUUGUUGCUAAGGUUCAGGCAGAUCCCAACAGAAUAGUGGUGAGUGGACAGUCCUUGGCAGCCACUGCUGUUGGCAAGACAUCCUUCUUCACUAUCUCCAAUGUCGCAGGAUCUGUGGAGGACGUGGAGGUGUCUGUGGAGGGCCCCAAUGGACUUCCGGUGGCGGCCCAGGUCAGGGACAACGGUGACCACACCUUCCGGGUGGAGUUCGCACCAAGGAGCGCUGGGGAACACCGCAUCCAUGUAGCCUAUGGAGGUGAGGCCAUCCCAGGCUCGCCCUUCAGCUGCAAGGUGUAUGAUGUGACAGCCAUCAAGGUGCGGCCAGUUGACAGGGGCAUGGUGGCCAAGCCCGUUACCUUCCUGGUGGAGACAAACAAUGCUGGCCCAGGGAACUUGGAGGUGACCGUCAACAAUGGACAAGUGCCCACCAGUGCUCAGGCUCAAGGCAAUCAUGUCUAUGCCAUCUCCUUCACUCCCAAGGAAGCCAAGCCUCAUGUGGUGGAGCUUAAAUUCAAUGGGGAAAAUGUGCCCGGGUCUCCAUUCUCCUGUGACGUGGUGGACGUGUCUCGUGUGACAGUCGCCGGCUCUGGCUUGGAGAAGGUCCCUGUUGACCAACCAGCAACAUUCACUGUUGAUUCCCAGGCAACUGUGGACCAACUGGAGGUGAAGGUCAUGUCCCCCUCCCGUGUGUCCCUGGAGCCCCGAGUCUCCACGAACCAAGAUGGCAAACUGCAGGUGGACUACACCCCAACAGAAGUUGGUGAUCACAGUGUGGAGGUGAGAGUUGCUGGCAUGCUGGUGCCAGGCUCCCCCUUCCUGGUCAAGGCCUAUGAUGCCAACAAGGUCAAAGUGACGGAAGUUGCAGCUGGCAUUGUUGGGAAGCCUGUGUACUUUUCAAUCGAUGCAUCGCAGGCUGGGGCGGGGAACCUGGAGAUCAUCGUGUCAGUCAACGGCCGCAAUGUGCCCAACUAUGUGCAGUCGGAGGGGCACGCACGGUUCAGGGUUAACUUCAAGCCAAAGGAGGCAGCUGUGCACACCCUCUCCGUCAAGUUCAACGGCCUGCCUGUCCCUGGUUCGCCGUUCAAGUGCCGCGUGAGUGACAGCAGCCAGGUGGUGAUCUCCGGGCCGGGGCUCAAGAUGUCCUCCCUGGCACGUCCCGCGACCAUCACCAUCGACCCCCGCAGCGCCGACGUCUCCCACUGCGUCGUACAGGUGACGUCCCCCUCUGGAAGCCACGUUCCCAUCAAGGUGUCCGGGGAGCUGCCCAACAAGCUUAGCGCCGAGUUCCAGCCGCAGGAGGUUGGGCCGCACACCGUCAACGUCAUCAUGGACGGGGAGAGCGUCGGCGGCUCACCCUUCACCUGCAACAUCUACGACGUGACCAAGGUGCAGGUGACCGGCCUCGACCACAGUAAGGUGAAUCGGCCUGUAACCUUCACCGUGGACGCGUCUCAAGCCGGUGAGGGCACGCUGGAGCUGGUGGUGACAACAGCCAAGGCCUCUGUGCGCGCUGAGGUGGCUGCCAGGUCCCGCGGCCUCUACGACGUCACCUUCACCCCGCACGAACCCAUCCCACACUUCGUCAACAUCACCUUCAACGAGGAGGAUGUCGUGGGUUCGCCAUUUAAGUGCGAGGUGCGAGAGCUGGAGCCACGAGAGGUACGCCACCUGCAGCGCAAGGAGAGCCAGAUGGUCACUGCCAAAGGAGAGGGGCUCAGACAGGUGGUGACAGGCAGUACAGCGUCCUUCACAGUGGACACCAAGGGCCUGGAUGGGGAGCUGGACAUCCGUGUGACAGGUCCAGAUGGUGGCCAGAUCCCGGCUCGGCUGGUGAAGCUCCGCAGUGGUUUGCACCGUGCUGAGUACCGUGCAGAUCAGGUUGGGUCGUACAGUGUGGCAGUGUUGCACCAGGGCGCCCCCAUCAGUGGCACGCCUUACACAGUGGAGGCAGCAGAUCCUCGACGCCUCACCCUGCAGCCUGCUGGGGAAUGUUACUCAGGACAUGAGUGUGCCCUCAAAGUGGAUGCCUCAGCUGCUGGGAGAGGCACAUUGUCAGUGGGAGUGCGUGCUGCAGGGCAGGACGUGAAGCACUCCAUCAGAGAUCUGGGUGGUGGCCUGUACAAGGUGCUCUUUUACCCCCGGGCACCCAUCCCUCACAAGGUGGAUGUCCGCUACAAUGGCAUCCCCGUCCAAGGUGCACCGUUUGAGGUGGGAGUGCGCAACCCAGCCACAGGACAUUCCACGACUGCAACAGGCUUGGGUCUGCACCAGGCACGAGUCAACAAGUCCACCUCCUUUGUCAUUGAAACUCUGAGUCAGCCUUCCAAAGACUUUGACGUUAUCAUUACUGGGCCACAGGACUGGGCAGUGUCUGUAAGGUGUUACCAGCAGAAGGAUGGGAACUUGUUGGCAGAGUACACUCCACACAUGCCUGGCACAUUCAAGAUUGAUGUCUUAUGUGCUAACAAACAUGUCAAGGGUUCACCCUUCUACUGUACAGCUUAUGAUGCUUCCAAGGUGGUUGUGGAUUACAGAAAAACAAUUACAGCUGUAGGAGAGCCCUGUAUCUUUAAGUUGGACAAGUCAGAGGCUGGCACAGCAGACCUUGAUGUGCAGCUGGUGGCUCCCUCAGGAGUGGUGACACCUCUAGAGGUGAAGGGAGGACCUUCUGGGGAGACAGUGGAAUGGGUACCUGAUGCCCCUGGGCAGUACCGCAUCACCAUCCUGUAUGGCGGAGAGGAGGUUCCUGGAUCACCGCUCACAGUGGAGGUUGGUGAGUCAGGAUUGGCCAGUGUGAAGGGGGCUGGCCUGGAGGGUGGGGCAGUGGAUACUCCCCUCACCUUCACUGUAGAUGGCAGGGGACUGCUUGGAGAGCCUCAUGUCACAGUGGAUGGGCCAGAUAGUGUCGCACGUGUUAAUGUACGCAAACAGGAUGAGGGUCUGUACCAGGUUACAUACAUACCCCAUGAAGUUGGCAUAUUUGACGUACGUGUACAGUGGAAUAAGAGGGAUGUGGCCGGAAGUCCUUUCCACCCCAAGAUUGUAGACCCGGCACGUGUGAGACUAAUUGGUGGUUGGUCAAGCCUUUUGGAUAAUGAGGGUCGUUUGGAGCUAACACCACGUGAGGAGAAGAGGCUGGCCUUUGAUGUGAGUGAGGCAGGCCCAGGACGGCUCCGUGCGGAGCUGACACAUGAAGGUCACCCUUUGGAGGUUGGGGUGGACCAGAAUGGCCCUCGUGCCCGUCUGCUCCUCCCUCCACCAGCAGAAGGAUCCUAUGAGCUCUGCCUGUGGUACUCUGACCUUCUGCUCCCUAACAUGCCCAUUUAUGGCAUUGCAGAACCAGUCAGCACUGGUGACCACACAAGAGUUACACUCCGUGGCCACGGCCUUACAACAGCACGGUGUGGUGACCGUUCAGAGUUCAUCAUCGAUGGCUCUCUGGCUGGACCUGGUGCUCCUGAUGUUACCAUGACUGGCACCAAGGCUGAUGUGAAUGUGGCCCUUACUCAUCAAGGAGGGGGUGUUUGGCAAGCUGAAUACACCCCCAUGGUGCCUGGUGCUUACCUACUCAAUGUGAUGUGGUCAGACAGGCAGGUGCGAGGUUGUCCACUCAAGGUGAAUGUAGAAAGUGUAGCUGAUGCCUCUCGAGUUGUGUGUUCUGGUGAGGGCCUCAGACAUGGCAUGGUGGGCAACCAAAUAAAGUCCUUCAUUGACACCCGAAGAGCUGGUCCUGGAGAACUGACUGUAACCUGCACCGGACCCCAGAAAGUGGCCCUCUGUGACCUGGAGGAUCAUGGUGAUGGAACCUUCACCUUGAAUGUUCGGCCACAGGAAUCUGGUCGACAUGCUCUCAAUGUGAAGUAUGAGGGAGAACACGUGCCUGGCUCCCCCUACACCCUCAAGGUGGCCGGCGCCCCAGACCCAUCCAAGGUGAAAGUGUAUGGGCCAGGUAUUGAGCAUGGAGUUCUUGCAGCAUACCAGAGCCGCUUCAUCUGUGAUACACGAGGAGCAGGAGCUGGUCAGCUUACUGUUAGGAUCAGAGGGCCAAAAGGUGCUUUCCGUGUGGAGAUGCAGAGAGAGUCCCAAAAGGACCGCACCAUCCUGUGUAAAUAUGACCCAACCGAGCCAGGUGACUACCGCAUGGAAGUGAAGUGGUCCGGAGAACAUGUCCCAGGCAGCCCCUUCAUGGUCAUGAUUUUUGACACACAGGAGGAGCUCAACAGAUAUAUGGCUGGUGGAUAUUCUCCGAAUGGAACUGGUGGAGCCCAGAGUGACUACUAUGGCAGCAUUGGGUAUGGCACCACCUAUGGUGCUGUGACAUUCGGUCAGAUGUCUUGGCGUGGCUCUCAAGCACAACUGUGAGGAGGUCCUGGGUCCCCACCGAGCGUCACUCCCCAUCACAUUGCAUUUUCCAGUAAUGGCCGGAAUAUUGGGUCCUCCCCCUCUACCCCAUCCCUAACUAGAGCCACACCCUUCACAAAUGGUCGAUUGCUCAGUCCUGUGCGGCGGGCAAAAGCCGCAUCAAAAGCCCACCGUAAACAUGCCCCUUCCCCACUUGACUCAUUACCCCGGCCAACAUUCUCACAACCUCAAAGACCUGUGCCUCUCUAUUCGUCAACAUGGGGCUGGUCUCCACGCUACUCCACACUGCCAUCCUCCUCUCCCCGGGGCCACAUGGUCCCCCGACGCUCAGUGCCCUCUAAUGGCUCUGUACACACUGGUGUGAAGUCACAUAAGUUUAGUCGCUACAGAGUUAUUACCAACAACUUGUAGGGUGGUGGACCCUGACCCCAUCAGGGCAUCUGUAUAUACAUAUAUAUCAUUGGUGCCAGCAAGCUUGGACUUAUUACUUCCAGAGUUUGCCUUCCCCUUAUUGUCAUCCACAAGAAGACUCAAUUAGGACACCUAGAAGAGCACAAUGAGGUUAGUUUACAUCAAGUAAUUAGGUUGCCUCUUUAUUGCAUUCCAUUCUCGCAAUGUAAAUAUGAACACCAUUGUCACACUUGAAAAGCCAGUAGUAGAGGCAACAUGGUAGUUAGUGGGGCUCAGCCCAUGUAGCAUUACCUCACCUUGUCAGUGGUCUGUAUUUUGCUUUUGUCUAAAUAAUGUAAUCACAAACUGUUUGAAUUUAGCAACUUUUAAAAGAUUUGUUUCUCAAGUUCUACAGGAAAAAGUAAUCCCCAUAAAGCAGGAUACAAACAGAGGUUCUCUCAGCAACAUAUUUUCCAAGAUCAAAAUCAUGAUUCAUUUAAUGUAUCACACCCUCAUCUAUGCAUUUUACUCAUCUAGAAGUUUAUAUUUUUAUUGUUGUUGUUUAUGUAUUUUUAGCUGUAACAGGCAAUAAGAAACCCCUUUCUGGUGUGGUGUCUUCCUUGCACCAUAAUGGCUCAUCAGAGAAUGUGGUGAAUUAUAGUUAGUAAUUUUUAACUGUGUACAGGUUGAAUUAAUAACUUAUACUAAUGA
Eriocheir sinensis (Chinese mitten crab) is the source of this 11356-nucleotide messenger RNA. It is a transcript of the gene jbug, whose product is annotated as filamin-C-like. The record is from RefSeq and is a predicted model, not a curated record. NCBI's taxonomy places the organism in Eukaryota, Metazoa, Arthropoda, Malacostraca, Decapoda, Varunidae. Gene Ontology annotation, molecular function: actin filament binding. The transcript has 48 exons. Bases 971 to 10255 code for a protein of 3094 amino acids. Gene Ontology annotation, biological process: actin cytoskeleton organization.